AGCAACCGCAUCCCUGUUGUUCCUGUUGUAUGUUAUCGCGACGCGUAGUGGCACGAGUGGCAGCGGCAGCCAACGCUCUGGCGCCAUGAGCUCGCCGCCAUCCGAGCCGUCCUUCGAGCUAUCCUACUCGAGCUCGUGUGGCACGUCUGUCGAUCCGAUCGAGACGCCAAGACACAGCAAGACACGACACGAUCAGUCAAUCUGUCGAUGUUGCAAGGGCAAGACAUCCUUGGACAGCUUGCUGUCUGCCAACGUACCCCGUCCACGCCAUCGAAGCGAAGACACAGAAGUGGCAGAGGAGCCCAUCGGUGAUGCUGACCUGGCCCUCGAUCGACUCAUAGAGCAGAGCCAGCAGCUACUACACACUUCUCGCGAGAUACUUGCAACAACGGCAAACACCUCUCAUCUAUUGCGCAAGCUCAGCACAGACGAAGACAUAUCACUCUCGUUGACAGAUAUGCACGCACUUCGGCUCAACGAGGAGCUCGGCACGGCACACAGACUACGCACAUGGCUAGACACGAUGACCGAUGACGUUGACAAUCUCUACGGCGGCUUACGUCCUCUAGAUCGGCGGCGGACCCGCUCUCCUGUUCUCAAGACACAGAUUGACGCGCCUUGCAACGCAGGGUCACAUACGAUAGAAGGAUUUGACUGGGCAGCAGCGCAGCAAACGAGUAGCCCGAAGCUACGCACUUCCUUCUCAGAUAGUCGUAAGCCAGCCGCGCAAAGAAGAAUAUCAGAUACAUCGCCUCUACUACAAGGGCGACCUUCCGAUAACAUCCAUGGCAGAGGCAGCGUCACUGUCGAUACAUCUAACGCCCGCGAUCGAUUGCUUGCCAUGCUCAAAAGUCGACAGUGAUGACGGCGUGUGUUCAGAGGAUUCACUUUUCGAACUUGUCAGCUGCAGACUGCCAUCGCUCUAGAGACACCUUCACAGCUUCGAGAUCUGCCCUGUUCCAGCCAUUCGUCUUGGCCAGGAACGCAAUCUUGUCCGAGUUGAGUACGAUGGACAGUAGCUCGACGGACCUUGAGGUGAAUCGGCGUGCCCAGAAGUAAUCGUGCUUUACUUUUCGCGUUGUUGCCGUAAAGCCGUGCUGGCUUACUUCUUUCAAUUCCUUGCCCAACCUGCUCAGACUGUUUCUGAGCUCUUUCGCUGGCAUGAAGCUUGUAUCAGAAAGCUGGAAUGCAUGCCAAGCUUGAUCGGGUUCGCCUUGGAG
Messenger RNA from Mixia osmundae IAM 14324, 1220 nucleotides. RefSeq lists its product as uncharacterized. The transcript is spliced from 2 exons. The record is from RefSeq and is a predicted model, not a curated record. Lineage: Eukaryota; Fungi; Basidiomycota; Mixiomycetes; Mixiales; Mixiaceae. Bases 86 to 862 code for a protein of 258 amino acids.